This is a messenger RNA of Lactuca virosa, 378 nucleotides long. NCBI's taxonomy places the organism in Eukaryota, Viridiplantae, Streptophyta, Magnoliopsida, Asterales, Asteraceae. The record is from the annotation of a GenBank genome assembly.
AUGCACCCAAAAAAAAUUGGUAGGCCAAGAAAAAACCAAGAGGAACAUGAAAGUGCAACAACUGAAACUCCAAUCAACCAAAAUGUGGAUCCCAAUAAAGCAUCUGGUUCUAGGAGAAAGACUAGAAGGAGGAGUACAGAAACCAGGAAAAACCAGGAUGAAGGGCAAAACCAGGAAAAUGGACAACAAGAGGUUGAUGAGGGUAUGGUCAGUCAAGUUAUAGAUGAAGUUGUUGAGGGACAAUCUAAGUCACGAAAGCUGAGUGAAAUUCUUGAUGAUGUUGAGGAUGGUAUAAAUGAAAUUCUUAGAGACAUUCAAGAGGAAGAACCUGAGUUUCUUGAAGGUAAUGCAGAUGAUGUUAUACCUGAUAAAAUCUAA